AGUUAACAUAUAUACAUAUGUACGAUAGUCGGAUAAUUUGCAUUCGCAUUAUUUGAAUUUCUCAGUAUGACUUAAAUAUAACAUUUCCUUUAGAAUACAUAUAUAUGGUUAAAAAAAGAAAAAUGUAUUACGAGAAUAUAUAAAUAUAUAUCUAUACAUUUAUAAAUAAAUCUAUCAUUUCCGAAUAGCUUGAAAUCCUUCGCGAAGAAUGUUCGUGUACUAUGUUUGAGUAUCGAGAUAGAGGCAAGUUAAAUGCUGAUAAAAAAAAAAAAAGAAAAAAAAACAAUCAUCGCAAACAUAUAAAAUGUGUUUUCAUGACACAAUAGACCGGUAGUGAUCGUGUAAUGUAAAUCGUAGCUAACACUUUUUAUUUCACAAGAAGUAUUGUCGAUCACUUCAACAACGAUCCUCUGUCAUUGAUCCUUGACAUCUUAUCAUUGAAAAACGUAGUGCGAUGAACACAUAAUAUUAAUAAAUCAUUUGAUAAUACUUCACUCAAGAAAAUAAUAAGAGAUCAUAAUUCAUUUAUCGACGAGAAGCCACCAGUGCGCGUUGAAGAGAAAAAUUAAUAAAAAAGAGAAAAGGAAAAGAGAAGAAACAAGAUGACUCUGCAUUCAAGAAAUUGACGUUUCUACGACUAUACAUUGAGCUGUGAUUCCAUCAAAAGUUCUUGGAACUUUCUUCAGGAUAACUCAUAGAAUUGUUUUUAUCUUUUUUCAUGAGACAAUUUCUUUACGAGUGGACACUUGAUCAACGAUACAUCGACUCGUUCGUAAAAAUAUUUUUGUAUUCGAUGUGAAUGGAUUGCUUCGCUUCCAUUUAAAAAAGAUAUAUUUCGAAGGAACUUCAAUAUGUGAUGUUAUGACGAUAAGAAGGUUAUUUCGACAAGAGCGGAAGUCGAUAUGAAUAUUCAAUUGAUAAAAUAUUCAGUCGUACAUAAAUUCGUGCAACAAUACGUAUAGUGCACAAUCGUCUUUAAAAAGUUAUUCAGAUUAGUACAGUGAUCCAUCAAGUGGUGACGAUAAAAAAAUUUUUGUUGUCCUAAAAGAAUAAAUAAUAAUGAAUGAGAAAGAAAACUCGUCGUUUAUAACUGACUAUCAAGAAGAUGGCAGAGACGAGUAUCUCGCUAAAUGGGAAAUCACACUUUUAACGACUAUAUUUAUUAUCACUGUAUUCGGAAAUAGUUUGGUGUUGUUUUCUAUCUAUUUAAGGAGAUAUCGUGCCCGUAAAAAACUCACCAGAAUGUACUUCUUCAUUAUGAAUCUUAGCAUCGCAGAUUUGUUGACAGGUCUACUCGAUGUUCUACCUCAACUCGCUUGGGAUAUUACUUUCAGAUUUCAGGGUGGGCCAGUGCUCUGUAAACUGAUGAAAUUCUUUCAACCGUUCGGUCCUUAUUUAAGUUCUUAUAUUUUAACGGCAACGGCGAUCGACAGAUAUCAUGCAAUUUGUCAUCCUCUCAGUUAUUGCAGCGUUACGUCUAGAAAAUCGAGAAUAAUGGUUUAUUGGGCUUGGUCUAUCGCAUUUAUCCUAUGUAUACCCCAGUUAUUCGUGUUUUCGUAUCAAGAAAUAACGCCAGGAAUUUGGGACUGCUGGGCAACUUUUGACAUAAAGUUCGGCGAAAGAGCGUACGUCACAUGGUACAGUCUAAUGGUCUUCCUCUUACCAUUCAUCGUUCUGGUAUAUACCUACGUUGGAAUCUGUAUUGGUGUGUGGCAAAGUAAUAAAAUGUCCGGUGCUGUAGACGAUAGAACGUACAUUAGAAGUGUCAGCGGGUUUGCUCGUAAUCGAAGUUCAUUCAUUUCUAAGGCAAUGAUCAAUACCGUAAAACAGACUAUAGCUGUAAUCACUCUCUAUGUUAUAACGAGCAUUCCGUUCAUCGGAUGUGAACUCUGGGCAACCUGGGAUCCUGAAGCUUCCAAAUCCUCUUUCGUUACUGGUCCCACGUUCACCAUUCUGGCCCUUUUAAAUAGUUUAACCAGCUGCGUUAAUCCAUGGAUAUAUUUAUCAUUUAAUCAAGAACUACGCUUAAUGUUAAUGAAUUAUUUCUGCAACCGGCACGAAUAUUACGGUCACGGAAUAAUACGUUGCAGUAACUCAAACGACACAUCGACGAGGACAUCGUUGAUGUCCAGAAUAUCGCGAUAUGCUGGUUCAGUAAUAUUCCGCUAACGAAGAGUUUUAGUAAUAUUAUCACUUGACGAUAUCUACAAGUCAAAAAAAAAAAAGGAAAAAAAAAGAAAAGAAAAGAUCGAAAUAUAUUUUCUCGUCUCUUUUCGACAACACGUGGAGUCAUCAGAAGACGAUAUUAAUUAGCUUUUAAUUUUAAUCUGUAAUGUUAAAGAAAUAUUUUUAUUAUGUAAAGGCAGUCCCACAAAUUGUUCCAUUAAAUACACGUUUUUUUAUUUUUUUA
Vespa velutina is the source of this 2410-nucleotide messenger RNA. It is a transcript of the gene AkhR, whose product is annotated as vasopressin V1a receptor-like. Gene Ontology annotation, biological process: G protein-coupled receptor signaling pathway. The transcript is spliced from 6 exons. Gene Ontology annotation, cellular component: membrane. NCBI's taxonomy places the organism in Eukaryota, Metazoa, Arthropoda, Insecta, Hymenoptera, Vespidae. Bases 1060 to 2169 code for a protein of 369 amino acids. Gene Ontology annotation, molecular function: vasopressin receptor activity; peptide binding. The record is from RefSeq and is a predicted model, not a curated record.